Messenger RNA from Synchytrium microbalum, 363 nucleotides. RefSeq lists its product as uncharacterized. Bases 1 to 363 code for a protein of 120 amino acids. The transcript is spliced from 2 exons. The record is from RefSeq and is a predicted model, not a curated record. NCBI's taxonomy places the organism in Eukaryota, Fungi, Chytridiomycota, Chytridiomycetes, Synchytriales, Synchytriaceae.
AUGCAACAAGUGGUAUCGAAUAUCCCAUCUCUGUUUGCUGCUUCUCGUCCUGAGCUAGAGGCGCAAGCUAGAGAAAAAGCUCACAAAGCCACUGCCGAAGUAUCAGACCUGACAACCCAUCUCUUCAACGAAUCAUCACUCGGCCUAUAUCGUAUACACGAGAACGUCCACCGCCGAGUUCCACAGCUAGUCCGUGAUAGACGAGAAUUGAAACUGAUCAAUGAUUUACUGACUAAAGCAAACAAGGAUUUGGUUGAAGCCAAGGAAAUCACAUCCUCCUUGAAGGAUAUUACGGCUUUUCACGAUUCGCGGCAACUUAUGAUGAGGAUUGUAAGGGCUUCUGAUAAGAAGGCUUCAAGAUGA